Messenger RNA from Macrosteles quadrilineatus (aster leafhopper), 1741 nucleotides. RefSeq names its product glucose dehydrogenase [FAD, quinone]-like. The transcript has a single exon. Gene Ontology annotation, molecular function: ecdysone oxidase activity; flavin adenine dinucleotide binding. Lineage: Eukaryota; Metazoa; Arthropoda; Insecta; Hemiptera; Cicadellidae. The record is from RefSeq and is a predicted model, not a curated record. The coding region runs from base 1 to 1425 and encodes 474 amino acids.
AUGAUCUAUGUCAGAGGAAACAAAGAAGAUUACAAUGGAUGGGCUAGGGCAGGGAAUGAAGGAUGGGACUAUGAGAGCGUGCUUAAAUACUUCAAAAAGAGUGAAAACAUUGAAGCGGAAGAAGUUUUAAGACACAAUAACUACAAACAUUUUCAUGGUGAAGGUGGAUAUUUGACUGUUGGAUCUUUUAUUGACGAUUAUGUAAAAGAUUUGGUCAACGCACACACGAAAGGUAUGGAAGAACUAGGAUACAAAGCAAAUUACGACUAUAACGGUGAAUCACAAACAGGGUUUGCCAAGCUACAAGGAACGAUUGUUGGAAGUAGAAGAUGUAGUACAGCCAAAGCGUUCCUAAAAGAAUUCACAACCCGUAAAAACCUCUUAGUCUCUAGAUACUCACUGGCAACUAAGAUUUUGAUUGAGAAAGAUUUUAAGACAGCACAGGGAGUAAAAUUUUUGAAUUAUAAUAACGAAGAGAUAACUGUUAAAGCGAAGAAGGAAGUAAUUAUUUCUGCCGGAGCAAUAAAUUCACCACAGCUUCUCAUGCUCUCAGGAAUUGGGCCAAAACAACAUCUGGAGGAGUUAGGAAUUGAUGUGAUUGAAGAUUUGCCAGUCGGGCAUAACCUACAAGAUCACAUGUUGAUGACUGGAUUGCUCUUUUCAUACAAUUUUUCAAGGCCUCUUAAAACAUUGACAGACCGUAUGUAUGAAUUAAUGUCACCUUCUACGAGUCAACUAUCAAGUACAGGUAUGCUGAGCUAUUCUGGUUUCAUAAAUACUGUUGAUGCUGUUUCUGAUAUUCCUGACAUUCAAACCCACCACUACGAUAUUGAUGUAAACGACACUUCGUUACUCACAAGUGCUUUGGCAGGGUUUGGUAUACGAGAUGAAAUUAUUAAAUCAUUCCUGGAUAUAAAUUCCAAAAGAUUUGUAACACCAGUAAUGCCAACAUUAUUGAAGCCUCAUAGCAGAGGUCGGAUACUGUUGAGAUCUACAAAUCCAAAAGACAAGGUUAAAAUUUUGACUGGCUAUUUGACUGAUGAACAUGAUGUAGAAACGCUUUUACGAGCCACUGAAUUUCUAUCAAAGCUAGCGGCAACCAAAGCUAUGGAAUCUUUGGACACCAAGUUUCAUGAAAUCGUUGCUCCUGCUUGCUCCAAGUAUGUGGUGUCUUCAAGAGACUUCAGGAUUUUUUCUCUUAAACACUUUGUGACGACAUGCUACCACCCAACCUCCACCUGCAAGAUGGGACCUGCUGAUGAUCCUACGUCCGUGGUCAACCCUCAAUUGCAGGUGAAGGAGGUGAGACACCUCAGAGUUGCUGAUGCUUCUAUAAUGCCAGACAUUGUGAGAGGCAACACCAACGCUCCUUCCAUCAUGAUUGGAGAGAAGGCUGCCGAUCUUGUUAAACAAAUGUGGUCGUGAUUCAAUUUAAGUAUUGAAGGUUUUCUUGAUACUAAAGAAGCAGAUUCAAGUAUACAACUCAACAAAUAUAUAGACUUGUCUUGUAUGUAAUCAAACUUUUUUUAGUACUAAAAGAGUUAAGUGACUAUGAUGUUACAAAUUAUACAAGGAAAAUAAUUUAUAUACAGUAGCCUAUUUGAAUCCAUUAGACAUUAACAAAGAAUUUGACAUAUCUUGUAUAUUAAAAGAAAACGUUAUUUUUAGAUGUAUUUUAGCUUCAUUGAAAUAAUCCAAAAGUUGUAUGGUUUGCUAAAUUAAAAACUAAGGGAAAGUUUUA